AGGAACGUCACUGAAAGGGAGAGGACAGCAUCUUGGCUGACCCAGCUCUUUCUCUAGAUAACUGAAUUCAGCCAACCAAACAGGAUCGACCUCUCCCUCUCUUUCUCUCUCAGCCCUCCGGCCAUAGACACAUAGCCAAAGGAGAGGGAUGUCACAGCUGAAAGAAAGCCAGUCGUCCAAGGUCUACAUGAAAAACAGGCAGUGCGCGACCAUUCUUCACGCUUACGCAAGGGGUAUUUCCUUCUUUUACGCGCCGUCCGGAGACAAAUUGGUUCAAUUUUGGGCCUGCUGACGAUUUGUUAUCUGUCAUCUCGGUGUUGGUGGUAAUAAUGCUUCCCAGUCCGCUCAUAACUUCUUCCACAACGCCUUUUUCUGUGAAGGACAUUCUGAAGUUAGAGUUGCAGCAACAAUCUCAGCAGCACCAGCUCCAGUUGAUCUCGUGCUUCGGUCUUUCUGGCGCGCUGUCACAGCCGGGAGUUUGCCCAAACAAACCUUUCCGCUCUCAUUCACCGCCCUCCUGCAUGUUGGCAGGUAGGGACAGUCCAAGCCCCAUCAGCUCCGGCGCGUCGGAGAGCGAGGAGAGGAUGUCGUACCUCAACACGCUGACGGUACAGGACCGACUGUCGGAGUCCGGUCUGCCGGUGGAGAUGUACGGCAACCAAAACCACUCUGCAGACCUCCGGCUGGAGACCGAGCAGGAGGACCAAGACAGCAAAAGCUGCGGUGCGUUACGCAGUGAAUGUGAGGAUCCAAACUCGGAGAAACCCGCCACGAAGCAGCAGAGAACCAGGAGGAAACCCCGCGUCCUCUUCUCCCAGGCUCAGGUGUUCGAGCUGGAGCGGCGCUUCAAGCAGCAGCGCUACCUGUCCGCCCCGGAGAGAGAGCACCUGGCCAGCUCCCUGAAACUCACCUCCACUCAAGUCAAGAUCUGGUUCCAGAACAGGAGGUACAAAUGCAAAAGGCAGCGGCAGGACAAGACUCUGGAGAUGGCAGGUCAUCACCAUCACCACCACCACCCACCACCGCCUCCCAGGAGGGUGGCUGUGCCGGUGCUGGUCCGGGACGGGAGGCCUUGUCUGACUGGAUCUCAGAACUAUAACACCUCUUACACAGUGGGAGCUCCAAACCCGUACAGCUACAACGGCUACCCAGCCUACAGCUACAACAACUCGAUGUAUACUAACACUUACUCGUGUACUUACUCGGGUUUACCUGCUCUGCCGCCCAGCAACACCACUGCUAAUGCUUUUAUGAACAUGAAUUUGGGAAACCUUGGUGCACAGACGCAAAAUCAGGCGGCGCCCCAAGGGCCAGUCGUCGCACCCUGCCAAGGAACUCUGCAGGGCAUCCGGGCAUGGUAGCGCAGUCUUUACGCACAGCUGGGAGAGACUGCUGUGGGACGACUGAACGGACUCCAGCAUGUCAACUCGAUGCAUUUAAAAGCACAACUUAAAACUCUGUAGGCUAAUUUACCGCAACUUACGACAGGCCUUGGGGAAAUCCCGCUGACUGAGAUGUAAACCUACAUUUCUAGUAUGCGCAUUUUUCUCUGAGCCACAGCGUUUAGAAAACCUGCUGUUGGGUAUUUCUUUGCCUAAUUGAAUGUUGCCAGUUAAAGACUGUGCGUAAUGAGGCCUUUUGUGGUUCAAAAAAUAAAGAUAAAUUGGUUGGACAUUUUCAUACAAGCACACGUAUCUUUGCAUAAGGAAAGGCAUAAUAAAGGCCGCUCAAUUACAUCCAUAAAACUCGCUGCAAGAAAGUUACAAUAUGGACCACAGUUUCUACACAUCGCAGUCUUCUAAAGUAUUAUGUUUUGUUUUUUAGGUUUUAACGGUGUGACGUGUUUUUGUCUUGUAGCCUUUUUUAACCUUAAACCUGGGUGCGAUGAACUGUGGCCUGUAUGACCCGAAUUAAACGGACGCUUUUGCAAAGGCUAAUAGGGCUGUUUUUAAGCUCAAGUUACAUAAUCGAAUAAAAUGAUCACUGACGAUGAAAUUAAAUGAUAUACCAAAAAGAAUGGCACAAGUGACUGAAUUGUGCUUUGUGUGUGUGUUUUUGCCCUGAUUUGUUGGUUCAUUUACGGAAACUAAACAAAUACCGUAUAGAUGUGU
This is a messenger RNA of Scatophagus argus, 2111 nucleotides long. RefSeq names its product NK2 homeobox 3 (gene nkx2.3). Gene Ontology annotation, molecular function: RNA polymerase II cis-regulatory region sequence-specific DNA binding; DNA-binding transcription factor activity, RNA polymerase II-specific. Lineage: Eukaryota; Metazoa; Chordata; Actinopteri; Scatophagidae. Bases 330 to 1361 code for a protein of 343 amino acids. Gene Ontology annotation, biological process: cell differentiation; regulation of transcription by RNA polymerase II. The record is from RefSeq and is a predicted model, not a curated record. Gene Ontology annotation, cellular component: nucleus. The transcript is spliced from 2 exons.